Chelonus insularis is the source of this 2079-nucleotide messenger RNA. RefSeq names its product protein ABHD18. The transcript has 9 exons. The record is from RefSeq and is a predicted model, not a curated record. Bases 335 to 1738 code for a protein of 467 amino acids. Lineage: Eukaryota; Metazoa; Arthropoda; Insecta; Hymenoptera; Braconidae.
ACUAAUCAACCAAAAACAGCCAGCCGAUAUGUUAGAAAUAGUCUUAUAUCAAUAAUCUACAGAAAAUGUUGUAAAAUGACAUAACUGAUAAAUUAUUUUUGCCAUAGUCUAUAAAAUUAGCAAUCAUGCGUUACAUUGCCAGUGUCAACACAACAUUAAAUUAAUGUUAAUUUCGCUCCAUACGUGUAUUUAAUACGUAUUUAUCAUAAAAUUGAUAAGAAUUUUUUUCGAAGAAUCCAAUAUGUAAUAUAACAUUUUAUCUACAUUGAAUUAGUAGUGUGGUUAUUAUUUUAUUAGUUAAAUUUGCUUAUUUUAAUAUUUAUAACACAUAAAAAUGCCUCCAAGUCGUUUGGAUACUGUUUACAGAAGGAUUUUAUUAACAAAAUUUUUUACUAAAGGAUGGGGAAAUCCUGACAGUUUGAGAAGAAUAUUCGAGUUUAGAAAAAUUAUUGCAAAUCGAGAAGCUUGUUAUAAUCUUAUAUCUCGUGAUCAUCCAAUCACUAUUACAAAGGAUGAAGAGUGGUCUGAUUGCCAUAUUAUUGAAGGAUGUUUUUUAACUCCAUUCGAGCAACAUCUGCCUGGUAUCAUGCCUGAAGAGACCAAAACUUCAUAUUUCCAACUUAUCUUACCACUCAAAUGGACUUCGCACGCCGUUAAACCAGUCUGUUUGAAUUUAGCUGGUACCGGAGAUCAUUAUUUCUGGAGAAGACGUAAUUUAAUAGCUAAACCAUUAUUGAAAGAGGCAGGGAUAGGAUCGUUGUUGCUUGAAAAUCCAUUUUAUGGUGAAAGAAAACCAAAAGAUCAAAUUCGGUCCAACUUACUCAAUGUCUCAGAUAUUUUUAUCAUGGGCGGUUGUUUAAUUAUGGAAUGUAUUGUCUUACUCAAUUGGUGUGAACAACAAGGAUUUGGACCACUUGGCUUAACAGGUCUUUCGAUGGGUGGGCAUAUGGCUUCAUUAGCAGCAACUAAUUGGCCGAAACCAAUCCCCUUAAUUCCUUGUUUAUCCUGGUCAACGGCUUCUCCUGUUUUUACUCAAGGUGUUAUGUCUGAAUCAAUAAAUUGGCCACUUUUGCAGUCUCAAUAUUCAUCUGAUACAGCUUAUCAGAAUGACCUUGCCAAAAUGGUGAAAAUUAUUGAUCAAGAUGAUGCUUUUUUGGCUGGUCAGCACUUUGCUCAACAUUUUCCUGCAAGUAUCAGUCGAAUGCGUAAACUCAGGAACGAUCUAAAUGAUAUAUCUACUACAAACAAGGACACGAAUAUUUUGAACCGUGCUAACUUUGAUAUCUCAGAACAAUCAGAUGCAGCUGAAAAAGCUGCUGCUAAAAUGUUCCCUUUAAAUCUUAUCUCAAAUCGAUUCAAACCAGCUGAACCAGAGACUCUAGAAGGUAUUCAUGCCAGUGUAGAUGUAUGUCUCCUUCCUGUUGAAAAGAAAAAUAAUGAUGUUAAACACCGAGAACAUGAAGCACUACAGUUUAUGCGUGGAAUAAUGGACGAGUGUACUCAUCUGCGUAAUUUUGAAGUUCCGGUUGAUACUGAAUUAAUAAUCGCUAUUUGCGCCAAGGACGAUGCUUACGUUCCUCGAGAUAAUUGCAUGAGUCUGGAAAAAAUUUGGCCUGGUGCCGAAAUUCGUUAUAUUGAUGCGGGCCAUGUAAGUGCCUAUUUACUCCAUCAGAAAUUAUUCAGAUCAACAAUCGCUGAAGCAUUUGAGAGAUACACGAAAAAAUAUUCAAAGAGUUGACCUCCGGGAUCAUCUAUUGAUAAUUAAACUGUGGAAAAAAAUUAUUUGAUGAAUUACACUAUACUACACGAUACACUAUGUGAUAAUUGUUAUGUAUAUCUUGAAAGUUUUUAAUUCACACACUGAUUUAUUCCUAGUUGAGAGAAAGCAUGAAGAAUUAUUGUAAUGACAAUAGUUCAAACGCAAUAGGGUUUUAACUCUAGUACAAACAACAAAUGACAAGUUAUUGAUAAAAGUUGAUAUAUAUAUAUAAAUAAGAUUAUUAUUUAUAUAUAAUAUUAGUAUAUGUACAUACAGCAAGCAAUUUAUUUUAUAAAUGCUCUAUUUUUGACAAAUUUAAA